ACUCGGGUCCCGCCGCCUCGGGAGCCGGACAGCACUCGGGCCGCGCGCUCGCCUCCCCGCGCGAGCUCCCCAGGGCCGCCCCGCCAGCGCCGGGCCGGAGCGCGCGGCCGCCGAGCCGGGCGCGGGUGCGAACGGCCGCCUUUUGUGCGGCGGGGGGCGCCUGGAAGGGCGCGGCGGGACGCGCGCGGGGAGGCGGCCGAGGACGCCCCGCGUCGCGGGGGCCGGGGCGCAGAGCAUGGGCGGCGGGCGCUGGGCCGCGGCGGGCGCGCUGCUGGCGCUGGCCGCCGGGCUCCUGGCCGCGGGCUCGGCCAGCGAGUACGACUACGUGAGCUUCCAGUCGGACAUCGGCGCGUACCAGAGCGGGCGCUUCUACACCAAGCCGCCGCAGUGCGUGGACAUCCCGGUGGACCUGCGGCUGUGCCACAACGUGGGCUACAAGCGCAUGGUGCUGCCCAACCUGCUGGAGCACGAGACCAUGGCCGAGGUGAAGCAGCAGGCCAGCAGCUGGGUACCCCUGCUCAACAAGAACUGCCACAUCGGCACCCAGGUCUUCCUCUGCUCGCUCUUCGCGCCCGUCUGUCUGGACCGGCCCAUCUACCCGUGCCGCUGGCUCUGCGAGGCCGUGCGCGACUCAUGCGAGCCCGUCAUGCAGUUCUUCGGCUUCUACUGGCCCGAGAUGCUCAAGUGCGACAAGUUCCCCGAGGGCGACGUCUGCAUCGCCAUGACCCCGCCCAACGCCACCGAGGCCUCCAAGCCCCAAGGCACGACUGUGUGUCCUCCAUGUGACAAUGAGCUGAAAUCUGAAGCCAUAAUCGAGCAUCUCUGCGCCAGCGAGUUUGCCCUGAGGAUGAAAAUCAAAGAAGUGAAAAAGGAAAAUGGCGACAAGAAGAUUGUCCCCAAGAAGAAGAAGCCCCUGAAGCUGGGGCCCAUCAAGAAGAAGGAGCUGAAGAAGCUGGUCCUGUACCUGAAGAACGGGGCCGACUGCCCCUGCCACCAGCUGGACAACCUCAGCCACCACUUCCUCAUCAUGGGCCGCAAGGUGAAGAGCCAGUACCUGCUGACCGCCAUUCACAAGUGGGACAAGAAAAACAAGGAAUUCAAAAACUUCAUGAAGAAGAUGAAGAACCACGAAUGUCCCACUUUCCAGUCGGUCUUCAAGUGAUGCUCCCAGGGCGGGUUGGGGAGGGAGCCUGGGGUGGGGGGAGGGUGGGGGCUGAGCCGACACCCCCCGGGACCCGCGGCGGUUCACACCCCCUGCUCCUUCGAGGUGGAGGGCGUCGCACUCCAGUUGCUCUGCCCUUGGAGCACCCCCCCACCCCCUCCCUCCAUCCCCAGCCUCCAGACCCCAAUAUAGCUGAUAUUUACAGCUGCGGGCCCAGGUGAGGAAACCAUGUAGAUUAGGAAGCUUCUGAAGACCUCCUGUGUGGAGCAGCACGCCCCCGGGGGAAGGGAGGUGCAGGACCAUCCCAUCCAGAGACGCAGUCACUACCAAGGAAAACGCUGGCUGUAAAGAAAGCACGUGAGAGGCGGCAGCAAACGUUAGGUUCUGCCUCUCUCUUUGUGUCACGACAGAUUGCUUAUGGAUCUAUCAGCUAAUCUACACCUUUGGAGCUAGAAAGUUCUAACUGUUGGCAAGAUGCGUGGCUGUCAGUUCUAGAGGAGUUUCUCUUUCUGUCCCUUGUGGACAGAAACAGACACACACCCCGCUCCCCACCGAAGAUCCGUUCCAGAGAGUGACAGGUGUGGGAGGAGCUUGAGACGUAGGGAGAAGAAAGGGAGGGAUCUGCGUGGCUUGGUCGAGUGUCUGUCUUUGAUAGGAACCAGCCAGUCUCAGAUGCCCUGGAGGUGGUGACCAGCAGCCUCAGGUUUGAUCUCACCUCCUGACACGUGGAGGGCAGCAGGGGCCUGCCUUGGGGUGACGGGGGUGAUGAUUUGUAGACCGAGAAGGCAAUGGUUAGGGGUUUUCAAAAAACAGAGUUAAAGGAGAAAAACAGAAAUAACUUCAGUCCAGCAAAUUGCUAAUCUAGGGUGAAUUGUCAUUGGAUGAAGUGCUCAGUGUUCUAAUUCCCUUGUUUGGUCACUUCACAUUGUUUUAAAGCAACCAACAAACCCACUUAUUUUUCAAGAGUGUUUAAAAAAAAGUCUCCAUUGAGCAUUUGAAAAGGUGUGGUAAGACCGGGGUCUCUUGGUGCUUUUCAGGCAACUUUUGCAGCUGAGCGGCCGUCUCUCUGGGCGUUUCCUGUGGGAGGUGGUUUCUCCUGGGAGUGUAGCUGUGGGAGGUUCUGACCCCAGCACAACGCUAAUCAGAACUCACAGGACAUCCCAUUUCUGUCUUUCCGGUGAAGAAAUGGAGUUCUUUGAACCCCAUUGCCUAGAGGUCAGAGAAAUUCAGAAGAGCCUGCCUGCCUGUCCUCCUGCACUUAAAAAAUGUUGUGUUUUUUUGUUGUUGUUUUUUUUUCAUUUCUGCAGAGGGAAAGUUAAGCUACCAGGGUCCCCAUCCAAGGAGGGCAUUUAAAAGGCAAAGCAUCUGCGGAUUUCCCCCAGGGGCCCUAAGAUAAUUCGCAACGCCAUUGUGUUUAAUAAGUGAUGUACGUAAACCCAUUCACGGAAGCAACUUGACUCCUCUUGUUCAGUGUAUAGGAAGUAAUCCCCCCCCCCC
Messenger RNA from Hippopotamus amphibius kiboko, 2659 nucleotides. It is a transcript of the gene SFRP1, whose product is annotated as secreted frizzled related protein 1. Bases 236 to 1162 code for a protein of 308 amino acids. Gene Ontology annotation, biological process: canonical Wnt signaling pathway; negative regulation of canonical Wnt signaling pathway; non-canonical Wnt signaling pathway. Gene Ontology annotation, molecular function: Wnt-protein binding. NCBI's taxonomy places the organism in Eukaryota, Metazoa, Chordata, Mammalia, Artiodactyla, Hippopotamidae. The transcript is spliced from 3 exons. The record is from RefSeq and is a predicted model, not a curated record.